Molecule: messenger RNA, 699 nt
Organism: Lactuca saligna
Lineage: Eukaryota; Viridiplantae; Streptophyta; Magnoliopsida; Asterales; Asteraceae
Source: the annotation of a GenBank genome assembly
AUGGCAUGGCCAACCUUAGAAACGGUUAUACAUUCAAAACCAAUAAAUGAAGGUUGUGUUAAAGUUCAAGUUGAUGAGAUCGUAGAAAUAUAUGAGAACUUGCCUGUGCAUGCUGUAACACAAACGAAUGAAGUUGAAUUUGUUAAACAUCUGCUUCAUAGCAUCGUUCAGUGGUCGAGAUAUGCAUUAAAGCUUGCGAACAAAACACCGAGCAAGUCAAAUAGUGGUACAAGAAUGGGCUCGAAUCACUCCUCUCCACAGAUACACGUUGAUGACACCACAACCUCAUUUUAUCGUCCACAGUUUGAGGAAAACCAAUUUCCUUAUCAUCAUCAAAUGGACGCUAAUGAACCUUUUCAAGGUGGUUUGGUUGAUAUGAUAUUAUCUAUGAAUCCACAACAAAUUGAUUUAAAUGCACUCGGAUCCGGGCCCAGUGACUAUUGGGUUCUUUUUAUCCUAUGUCCGAAUAGCAAAUCUGCUUAUAUUCUGGAUUCUUCAAAAAAUGAUGAAAAGAAAUCAGACGAAUACAUUUUUGCUUCUUUGAUAAAUAGAAUUUUCCCGGGACAAUUUGAUAAGUGGGAAACGGUAAAGUUUUGGAAAAAGAAGAUGUUUGCUUCACCUGAUAAACUUGAAGAUAUGGUCUUAGAAUUGAUACCGCAUUUGAUUGAAAUGAUGAAUGAUAGUCGGAAAAGAACUUAG